Messenger RNA from Penicillium malachiteum, 1158 nucleotides. Its product is annotated as complex I NDUFA9 subunit family protein. Gene Ontology annotation, cellular component: mitochondrion. The record is from RefSeq and is a predicted model, not a curated record. Gene Ontology annotation, molecular function: protein-containing complex binding. NCBI's taxonomy places the organism in Eukaryota, Fungi, Ascomycota, Eurotiomycetes, Eurotiales, Aspergillaceae. Bases 1 to 1158 code for a protein of 385 amino acids. The transcript is spliced from 9 exons.
AUGCAGAAGUCCCGGGCUAUCAAUUCCGCCCUGGGUGCGCGGGCAUUCGCCCCGACCCCGCGGGUAUCCGUCCACAUCCAGCGCCGCAACCUCCAGGAUGUCGCUAUCACUCGCACUGGAAAGCCUAUCUUGAAGGUCCAAGGUGGCCGCUCGUCCCUCGGAGGUUACACCGCGACUGUCUUCGGCGCCACUGGUUUCCUGGGUCGCUAUAUUGUUAACCGACUUGCUAAGCAGGGAUGCAACGUCGUCAUUCCCUACCGUGAGGAGAUGACCAAGCGUCACCUGAAGGUCACUGGUGAUCUGGGUCGCAUUAGCUUUAUCGAAUACGACCUGCGCAACACCCAGUCCAUCGAGGAGAGUGUCCGUCAUUCCGAUAUCGUCUACAACCUUGUUGGUCGCCAAUACCCUACCAAGAACUUCUCCUACACCGAUGUCCACGUUGACGGUGUCGAGCGCAUCGCCGAGGCUGUCGCCAAGUACGAUGUCGACCGUUUCAUUCACGUUUCCUCCUACAACGCUCGCCGGGACUCUCCAUCCGAGUACUUCGCCACAAAGGCCUGGGGUGAGGAGAUUGUUCGUUCCAUUUACCCCGAGACCACCAUCGUGCGUCCUGCCCCGAUGUUCGGAUUCGAGGACAACCUCCUUCACAAGCUUGCUGGCGUAGCCAACUUGUUCACUUCCAACCACAUGCAAGAGCGCUUCUGGCCCGUUCACGCCAUCGAUGUCGGAAAGGGUCUGGAGGCUAUGCUGCACGACGAUACCACCGCUGGUCAGACCUUCGAGCUGUACGGCCCCAAGAACUACUCUACCGCCGAGAUUGCUGAGCUGGUCGACCGCGAAAUCGUCAAGAAGCGCCGCCACAUCAACGUCCCCAAGGCUGCCCUCAAGCCCAUGGCCCACUACCUCAACAAGCUCCUGUGGUGGCACACCAUGUCCGCCGACGAGGUGGAGCGUGAGUUCCUUGACCAGGAGAUUGAUCCCACAGCUAAGACCUUUGCCGACCUUGGUAUCCCACAAGCCGAUCUGGCCGAUCUGGCUGACCUGACCUUCCACUACUUGCAAAUGUACCGUAGUGCCUCCUACUACGACCUUCCCCCGGCCACUGAGCGUGAGCGACGUGAGGAGAAGAAGUACCUGCAUGUGCUGGACGACCAGUAG